Penicillium macrosclerotiorum is the source of this 366-nucleotide messenger RNA. RefSeq names its product FAD-dependent oxidoreductase. The coding region runs from base 1 to 366 and encodes 121 amino acids. The record is from RefSeq and is a predicted model, not a curated record. Gene Ontology annotation, biological process: secondary metabolite biosynthetic process. NCBI's taxonomy places the organism in Eukaryota, Fungi, Ascomycota, Eurotiomycetes, Eurotiales, Aspergillaceae. The transcript has 2 exons. Gene Ontology annotation, molecular function: FAD binding; monooxygenase activity.
AUGAAUCGAUGGAUCUCCGGAAAGCUAGUUGUGCUCGGCGAUGCUGCCCACGCCAUGCUUCCCUAUAUGUCCCAAGGGGCUGCCAUUGCCGUUGAAGAUGGAGUUGCUCUCGCCCAGAGCCUGAGUAAGAUCAAAUCAACAACGCAGAUUCCACUGGCUCUCUCCGUGUUUGAAAGCGUACGAGUGGAAAGAGCAAGUAAAAUGCAGGAGGCUAGUCUUCUGAAUGGGAAGCUGUGGCAUUUCGCCGAUGGUCCUCUUCAGCAGGCCCGCGAUGCUGCCAUGCGACCGGAGGUUGAGAAUCGGCCUUUCUCCCACAGUCCAAAUCAAUGGAGUGAUCCUGCGACACAGAUGUGGUGUUAUGCGUGA